AAUAAAUAACAUUAGGCAAUAGGUAUGAUUAACUGUUUUAUUAGCAUUAUUUUAAAUAAUACCUUUAUUAUGAGUGACUAUAUUGUAUUACAAAUCAUUGGCGGUACAAUAUCUAGAAAUUUAAUGAUCUUAAUUUAGUACUACUUACUAAUAUUUAUCUAUUAGAAGUAUUUUAAACGCAACAAACAAUAAUAUUCUGUAAUAUGUACCUAUACUUUGAAUGAGCAAAAUUAAUGUAAUAAAUAUUUUAUUGCAUAUGCGGUUUGGAAUGUCGUUUGGGACGCGACUGUUGUACCUUGGAAGUGGUGAUGUAGGUUUAUUUAUUUAAUUAUUCUUUAACUUGUAUUGUAAGUAAAAGUAAGUGAAUAUAUUUUUCAAUAUAAAUAUGGUUUCUCUGGGCGAAGAUCUUAUCCGUAAUUUGACGGUAAAAAGUUGUACGCCUAUUGUGUUUCGAAAAUUCGUUAAUGAUUGGCCUAUGUGUGGAUGGAGUCAGGAAAAAUGGAUAUCAGUAUUUGGCAAUAAGGAAAUACCAUUUCGUUGCUUGAGAAAAAAUGUUGUUAGUGAUGAACCAUGUUGGGAGAGAUGCUGUAAGAUAAGGAACAUGACAUUCAAGAAUUUUGUUGAAAAUUCUAUGACCAGCGAUGAGUGGAUGUACUUUGAUUACAAAUACCUUCAUCAGUGGUUUAGUGGAGAUAGUGAACUAAGUAAGGAAAUAUCAUGGAAACAGUUUGGGUAUCCCGAUAAAGGGGCAUCUGAAUCAACCCUCUGGGUUGGCAGCAAAGGGGCUCACACACCAGCUCACCAAGACACCUACGGUUAUAACAUUGUUGCACAAGUAUAUGGAAAGAAGAGGUGGAUUCUUUUUCCUCCUGAAACAGGUGGUCUUAAACCCACGAGGGUACCAUAUGAAGAAUCCAGUGUUUACAGUGAAUUAAACUUCUACUGCCCUAGUAAUUUGGAUGUUUUUAAUGGCUUAACCGGGGGACGUAUGGUUGAACUGGCUGCAGGAGAUGCACUGUUAGUGCCCAGAGGCUGGUGGCACUAUGUGCAAAACAUUGAUCCUUUAAAUAUUACUUUUAAUAUUUGGUUGCCACAUGAAAAAGACAGUUCAUCACAUGUAUCGGAAGCUCUGAUUAAAAUAUUUGUUGCUCAAAUAUGCAAGGAUCUUCCUCAGGAGACUGCAAGACUAUUGGUCAAUCCUAAUGAGGAUGAUAUUUCGGACACACCAUUAGCAGUAUUAUUCUUGCAAUUAGAAUCUGUCGUGAAUACAUAUUUGGAUAAGAAGCGUAAAGCGCGCCGAGUGAAACGACAGCGGACGCGGGAUGACCCUCCAAGUUCCGACGUAGAAGAAGCUGAUCUCAAACGUAUAUUAGAAAAUCAAACGAAUAAUAUUCAAUUCGUUCCGGCUAUAACGAGCAAUGAUAUCAUCGAAAUAAUAAAAGGUAAUUUAAAAGAAUACAUCGCUGAAGAUAAAGCGCAUGACGAGGACGAAGUAGAGGGCGCCACGAGCAAUCUAUGUCUAACAAAGGCUGUGAUUGAUGCGUUCAGCCAAAGUAACGUCAUUGAUCUCGUUAAGCAGAAUCUCUUUGUUAAGUUAGGCUAGUAUUUGCGUUAAAAGCGCCAUAUGUUUGUUAUAACGCCAUAUCUAUGUGACGCAUAGCAAAAUGAUUAAAUUAUAUUUCUUAGAAUUUCUAAAUAAGGUAUAUAUAAACAAGGUGUUUAUUUGCUUACUAGAGAAUAUUUGUUACAUUAUUUGUUUUUGUUUAUAUUGUUAUAUUUCCAAAUUUAUAUUUUUCUUGUCUUUGGAUGUUAUUUAUUAGAUUUCAUCGGUGAUAUAAUGUGCCUUAAAAAUAAUAACUUACUUUAAAUCUUCUAUAAUACUGUUUUAUUUGAAGUUUAUGUAUGUAUUCACGAUUUUUCAUUUAUGAUUAGACUUUGAUCUACAGACUAAUAAGGAAACAGCGUUUGUCAUUGGUUUACUACUUACUUACUUUUAUUUAUGUAACAGUUUUCUACUGAAAAUGUCAGAGAUAAACACAAAAUAAAAUUGUGAACGCACCAUCA
Molecule: messenger RNA, 2064 nt
Organism: Nymphalis io (European peacock)
Lineage: Eukaryota; Metazoa; Arthropoda; Insecta; Lepidoptera; Nymphalidae
Gene: HSPBAP1
Product: HSPB1-associated protein 1
Exons: 6
Coding region: 386-1603 (405 amino acids)
Molecular function (GO): 2-oxoglutarate-dependent dioxygenase activity
Source: RefSeq, a predicted model, not a curated record